AUGUCGGGCAAUGAUUUGGUUCGGAUCGAUACCAACAUCCUCCCGAAGGCGCAGCUUAUAGUUGUCUUCUGUAGUCUUUCUUUUGGUCUACUUGUAUCAUUCAUUGAUCAAAAUUCAAUUGGGAUAGCCUUACCCACUAUCGGAGCAGAUUUGCAUGCGGCAACAACUAUUUCAUGGGCGGGAACAUCGAGCUUGAUCGCAAAUACAGUCUUCCAAGUUUUGUAUGGACGUCUGUCCGACAUACUAGGCCGAAAGGUUGUGUUUCUCUCAUCCGUUGGAUUACUGGCUCUUGGCGAUUUAUUAUGCUCAUUUGCAAAAACGGGACCUCAACUGUAUGUCUUCAGAGGCAUAUCAGGUGUUGGAAAUGGAGGGAUUACAGCCCUCGCGAUGAUGAUUGUAUCGGACAUAGUAACACUUGAAAAUCGUGGAAAAUAUCAGGGUAUUCUGGGUAGCUGUGUCGGCCUUGGGAACACAAUUGGACCAUUUUUGGCUGCUGCGUUUAUCCAGACAGCAACAUGGCGUGCUCUCUUCUGGUGUAUCUGCCCUCUAGCGGUCCUUGCUGGAGUCUUGGUCGCAUUCACUCUUCCUCCGAGUAAGGUCCAUGGAGACAUGAAAACCAAGCUCAAGGUUAUCGACUAUUAUGGAGUGGUUCUGAGCUCUUCGGCUGUCAUGCUCCUUCUCAUUCCAAUUUCUGGUGGAGGUACCUACUUCGAAUGGGAUAGCCCGAUGGUCAUCUCCAUGCUCACACUGGGCGGAAUUUGCAUGGUCCUCUUUGUCAUCGUGGAGUGGAAAAUUGCAGUGAUGCCUAUGUUGCCAUUGCAUCUAUUCAAAAUCCCAGCGGUCUGCGCAAUACUAGUACAAAACCUACUCUUCGGCAUCGUUUAUUACUCACAUCUCUACUACCUGCCUAUUUACUACGAGAAUGCCAGGCAAUUCUCGCCACUGCUCUCGGCAGUAUUGACGAUUCCUUUCGUUGCCGGGCAGUCGGUCUUCUCCAUUCUCUCUGGUCAAUACGUUUCACGAACGAAGAGGUAUGGCGAGAUCAUCUGGAGUGGAUAUGUCUUAUGGACCCUUGGUUGUGGUCUGGUCCUACUGUUUGAUAGGAGCACGCCGAAGUGGAAAAUUGUUGUCUUCCUGACCAUUGAGGGCGCUGGGGUUGGCUUUGUGUUCCAGCCUACUCUUGUAGCUGCCCAGGCACAUUCCUUGAAGCGCGAUCGAGCUGUGGUCAUCAGUGCUCGGAAUUUUCUCAGGGCCUUGGGUGGCUCCCUAGGGCUAGCCUUGUCAUCAGCUGUCUUCUCAAAUGUCUUGAGCAAAUCACUGGACUCGUUGUCGGUACCGCUGCCUGCAGGCAUCCAAAGCUCCAUCCUCGCAUCAAUUCUACGAGUACCAGAUUUACCAACCUUAUCUACAGUUCAGCAGAGUGAGGUAUUGGAUGCAUACAUGAGCGCUUCGAAAGGUGUCUUCUAUAUGUGGGUACCACUCAUGGGGUCCUGUUUGGCGUUGAGCUUUUUAAUUAAGGACAAGGGUUUGACACGACCUGAGGAGAAGCCACCAUCUCCAGAUAUGAGCGGGAGCGAGACUGGAGAAGCCGUGGAAAGUGAUGUGGAAAUGCAGGCUCAAGUGGAACUAAAGAAGUGA
Hyaloscypha bicolor E is the source of this 1638-nucleotide messenger RNA. Its product is annotated as MFS multidrug transporter-like protein. Lineage: Eukaryota; Fungi; Ascomycota; Leotiomycetes; Helotiales; Hyaloscyphaceae. The transcript has 2 exons. Bases 1 to 1638 code for a protein of 545 amino acids. Gene Ontology annotation, biological process: transmembrane transport. The record is from RefSeq and is a predicted model, not a curated record. Gene Ontology annotation, molecular function: transmembrane transporter activity.